AUGAGCAGCGACGAUGAAAGUACGCACGUUGGCGAUCGUCCCGUGCAGAAAUUUUCGCAAGAGGUUCUAAGCGAGGCCAAUGAGCUUCUAGAUGCCCUGGAACACACUCAUCGCAAUGAUUUAGCCCUACAUUUGUAUUCGACCUUUCUGUUGAAAUCCGUUCUCAAAGCUGCAAACAGGAAGAAAUAUGGUUUGGAAACCAACACUUUUAUCAAGACGCAGAUAAAAGACAAUUGGACCAGCUGGCCAAAUCCAUCUACGGUAAUAGAUCCUAAAAUCGACACCAUUUUCGAGGACGUUAAUGGUUCAAGACCAACCAACCCAGACGCCACGAUUCCAGGCAAUAUAUCACCAGACGAGCUUCAGCAUGGUGCUAAGAUGGUUCAUGGUGAAUUAAAUGCAGUUUGGCAGCAGUCACUGACAAAAAUGGCAUCUGAAAAUGGCGUCGUUCUCGAUAUUGACAAAAUGGAAAUUCCCCAGGGCAUUACAAUGGCAGUGCUGUCAAAAAUGGAUCAUUUCUUCAAGGGUAUUCACACAAAUAUUGCAUCCAUGAACAAGCUGGUGGUCACUCAGACUAGCGGAACGAGUCAGUUGAAAGUAACUGAGCACCAACCUAAUGAGAAGCCUUUAGACAUGAACAGAAAAAUCAAACUCGAUUACCACGAUGUUAUAAUGCGUGGCUGUCAAAUGGGUGAAGAAAUGUACGAUGUCUACAUGAAGGGAUUGGAGCUUUUCAGUGAUAUCCCAUCAAAAUACAGAAAUCAAGAAUUCAAGCUACCUCAAGAGGAGAUUACAAAAUAUACAUCGAAGAAGCGAGAAACAAAUCAAGAAAAGCCUAAGACUGCCAAUAAAAAAGCUGGCUACAUUAUGGCAGAGACUCUAUUGCAUCGAAACACGCUUUCUUUUGAAAACAGACUCAAAUUAAGAUCGAUUUUAAACAAGCAUCAAGACCGCUCGCUAGACGAAAAAACGUAUUUACAUCUGGAAAAUUUUGUGAACGCGCGUCUCAUUGAUAGAGAUCAAGACAUUAAUCUAAGUUUAAAUGACUGUUUGGUACCUAUCCGCCGCACAAAAUCACGUUACGCUCGGAAAAAGCUCCGCUAG
Messenger RNA from Lachancea lanzarotensis, 1104 nucleotides. It is a transcript of the gene RRN9, whose product is annotated as LALA0S06e05424g1_1. The coding region runs from base 1 to 1104 and encodes 367 amino acids. The transcript has a single exon. The record is from RefSeq and is a predicted model, not a curated record. Lineage: Eukaryota; Fungi; Ascomycota; Saccharomycetes; Saccharomycetales; Saccharomycetaceae.